Molecule: messenger RNA, 3539 nt
Organism: Clunio marinus
Lineage: Eukaryota; Metazoa; Arthropoda; Insecta; Diptera; Chironomidae
Source: the annotation of a GenBank genome assembly
UAAAAAUUAUAUAAAAUACGAUAAAUUAUAUCGGAUAAACCAUCAAUUUUAAGUGCUUUAGAUUAAUGUGCUAGUGAUAAUGACGAAACCAAAGUACGAACUCAUAAAUAAUCAAAGAAUAAAUAAUAACAAUAAUAGCAAUAAUAGAAACAUAUUAGCAAUCGGCUUGUUAUCAUUACUUUGCAUCAUUGUUUUCCUCGCUGUAUUUGCUACAUGGAGCGAAAUAUAUAGUUACAAACGAUUAUUGAUACCAAAGAAAACAAAAGACAUUCCAGCUCUUUGGCAUUCAAGAAUCAACUUUUACACCAAGAAUCAAAGUAACGCUUCAAGCCAUAAAAAUAAUAUUAGUGAUAAAGAUGAAGAUGUUUAUACACAACAGUCAAAGUUUGGAAAUUAUGUUUAUUCGAGUGAUCAUGAAAAGCAUUCAAAGCAGCAUAAAAAGAAGCUCAUAUGUUACUAUACAACAGCUCGCUAUGUAUCCAAACGAAACUAUAUUAAAAACGACUCACCACUUAAGAUUAAAGAUAUAAAUCCACAUCUUUGUACUCAUUUGAAUAUCGGAAUCAUCGAAAUCUCCAACUGCACGCUUCUAUUGGAUGAUGAUUUAAUCAAUGCUUUCAAAGACGGAAAUCUCUUAAAAAAACAAAAUCAAGAUCUGAAAAUUCUUCUAUGGGUUGGUGGAGCAGACGAGUCAACAGGUUUCACAGAGAUGGUCGCAAAUCAUACAAAUCGGAAAAGAUUCAUUCAAUCUUUAAAAGAAACUUUGAAGAGAUAUUCUUUAGACGGAGUUGAUCUUGAUUGGGAAUUUCCAAAUGGAUCGAAUCCUCAACGAAUACAUUUUAUGCAAUUGCUUCAUGAGAUACGAAGAGAAUAUCAAAGGGAGCAUAGCACAUAUUUGUUAUCGCUUGCAGCUGCAGCACCAAGCACAUUCAUCGAUAUGUGCUAUGACGUUCCAAUGAUAAACGACAAUGUUGAUUUCGUUAAUGUGAUGACUUAUGACUAUCAUUUUUAUUCGAAAGCAACGCCGUAUGUUGGCCUCAACGCGCCACUUUAUGCAACCUCAAGGGAAUUUGGAAUUUUCGCAACAUUAAAUAUUAAUUAUACAGUCAAUUAUUGGAUGUCAAAAGGUCUCGAUCGUUCAAAAAUUAUUAUUGGAUUGCCGACUUACGGUCACUCCUUUCGACUCGUCAAUCCAUUCAAUACACGUAUUGGUGCGCCCAGUGAAGAUUACGGAAGUGUGGGAGUGUUAGGAUUUGUGAGUUAUUCUGAGGUGUGUUGGUUUCAAAUCAGCAAUUUUAAUGUGAAAAUUGAAUACGAUAUCGAAACAUGUUCGCCUUUCCUAUCAGCCGGGCUCGAGUGGAUAUCAUAUGAAGAUGAGAGAAGUCUCGAGUGUAAAGUAAACUACGCAAAAGAUAAUCAUUUCGGUGGUAUAAUGGUAUUUUCAUUAAAUACCGAUGAUUAUCAAUACACUUGCGACGACAAUUACAAAUCAAAUCGUGGCGUGGGUGGUAAAAGAGGUUUCCCUCUCUUACGUAAAAUUCACUCAAUUCUUUUCAAAAAUACGACAGCAAAUUAAUUCAUUUAUUUACUUCCAUCGUGUUUUGUUUGCCCAGGAUCCUAAAAGUUAAUUAAUUUAAUUAAUGGCUUAUUUUUUUAUCCUUAGGCUUUCAAAAAAAAAAAAUUAUUUUGAUUGAUAUUUUAUUUUACAAAGUUGAUGAUCUCCAAUUUAUUAUUUCGCAAUUUAAUUAAAUCGAAAUUUAACCCACAGCUUUAAUGAAAGCUUUCGUUCUUCUUCUUUUUAUGCUUAAAUAUUGUGCAAGAAGAAAAUGAAUGAUUUUAUAAUGAGAGUCUCAUUUUAUACACGUAUAUUUAUGAUUUUAAUUAAAUUUAACGACGAAGAAGGCAAGAAAUCUCAAAAUGAUAAUAAUAUAUAAAUAAUGAAAAGUGCAUCUUAUUAUAGAAUUGAUAUAAUUAAAAACUAUAAAAAGUUUAAUCAAGAAACAUAGAAAUUUGAUAAGCUUUUAAUGUUAGGACAAAAGAAAAAAGGAAAUCUGCUGCUUCUGCUGUAAGCCAUUAGUAGAUUGAAUAUAUUUACAUUUUAAAUUAUUUUUAAUAGCUUUAAUGAAGGAGAAAACGUUUCAAUUGGCGUCAAAACACUUUUUUUUGUUUAAUCUCUUGAAAGCAAGGUUGCUGUUGAUGAAUAACUUUGCGCUUGUUUACUAUGUCGAAGAAUUUAUUUAUUAUUUCUUUUUUCUCUCUUUUCUAUUUUAUCUUCUAUGAAUAAAACUAACUUAUUCAAGGGAGUUAUUCAGAUGCCUUGUAACAGUUUGAUAAGAGACAUACUUUUUACUUUAUUGAAUGAAUGAAAGAUUGAUUUAAUGCGACAAGCUAUCGUAAUAGCUUCCUUACAAGUGAAUGUUUGCUCGUAGUAAAAAUCAGUCGAUAAAGCUUUAUUAUUAUUAUUUCCAUGUUUCCUCCUCUCGCUAUUAAAAUCUUCUCUUUCAUUAUGAAUGAAGGAACACAUAUUUUCUAUGGUAUUCAUUGAGAUGUCUAUCAAAACAGUCACCACCUUCUCAUCCUCCUUUCCAUCUAAACGAAUCCCGCAUUAAACUUUUCUGUCAUCUCGUUAUUAUUCAUGAAACUUUUCUAUAUUUAUUCCCAUAUGUUUCGGAAGGAAAAGUUUUCGUCUCAAAUGUGCCAAUCCAAUGAUUAACCCGACGAGGAUGAAAUUAUAAUCUCAAAGGAAAAUAUUAAGAUAAAAUUAGAAGCUUAAGGGGGAGUUUAAAAGUCUGCUCCAUUAAAAGUACCUAAAAACUCUAGUGUUGAAUAUUAAAUUUUGAUUAUGGUCUGGUCACACUGGCUUUAUGUAUGAAUAUGCUGGUGAAACUUAAAAUUGAAAGCUAUUAAAAAAAUUAAACAUUCCACCGCCAUUUCUGGUAAUAUUUCUUUCCUUUCUUUACUUCUUGCUUCUUCUAAAAAUCUAUUCUAUGUAAAAUGUGAUAUCGCUGAUGCUUAGUAAACAGCACAGCAACAUAAUAUGUAUGUGCAUGCGAAUAAAAAAGACAAAAAGAUACUGAAACGAAUCAAUACCAUAAAUAAAAGUUUAAAUUACGAAAAAGAAAGAUAAUAACAUACCUAGCUACACCUAGCAAGCGUAUUUUAAUGGUAAACAAAGUGAAAGGAAUUCCAAUUAAAAGUUAAUCCAUUUUUAAAUCAAUACGAACAAAGAGAAUGAUAAAGCAAACAGAAUUGAAUCAUAAAGCAAUUUUACGAGCAGAUCGUAUAAAUACCUAACAAAAAUGAAAAAUCUAAGAAAGAAAUAAAUAAAAGUUUGCAAUAAAAAUAUUUAAUUAAAUUAUGUGAACACAAACACGUAAAUAUUAAUAAUAAUUGUAUUCGUUAUACCCUCUAAAUUAUUGCCAUAUUGUUGUUGUCGAUAAAAGGGGAAAUCAUUAAGAUUCCAAUAAAAAAGAAAAACAAACAAUAAUCAAAUAAAAUUUCCUCUGAAAAUCAAAAACAUUUUUCAAUUGAAAUAAAUC